Molecule: messenger RNA, 915 nt
Organism: Engraulis encrasicolus (European anchovy)
Lineage: Eukaryota; Metazoa; Chordata; Actinopteri; Clupeiformes; Engraulidae
Product: olfactory receptor 52J3-like
Exons: 1
Coding region: 1-915 (304 amino acids)
Biological process (GO): G protein-coupled receptor signaling pathway; detection of chemical stimulus involved in sensory perception of smell
Cellular component (GO): membrane
Molecular function (GO): olfactory receptor activity; G protein-coupled receptor activity; odorant binding
Source: RefSeq, a predicted model, not a curated record
AUGACGUUGUUGACUCUACCUCCAUUCUCCUUACCCUCCUCAGCCAGACUCCCAGCCCUUAUUUUUUCAACCCUUACAUAUCUGGCCAUCCUUUUUUGCAAUCUGAUGGUUUUUGUGACUAUUGCUGUUAACCAUAACCUCCACAAGCCAAUGUAUUUGCUACUUGUUAAUUUAAAUGUGGUUGACAUGUUGGGAGCAACUGCCUUCUUUCCUCAAUUCCUUUCCACUAUGCUGUAUGAUCCCAGAGUCAUCCCAUACUGGGCAUGUGUGGUACAGGCUUUGCUUGUGCACACAUAUGGUGCUGGCUCAUUAACCGUUCUGACAACCAUGGCUGUCGAUCGCUACCUUGCCAUCUGUGCCCCACUGUCUUACAACAACAUAAUGACCAACAGUAACCUGGUUAAGAUCAUAAGUGCAGUUUGGCUUACAAGCUUCAUCUUGAUUUUCAUCCUCAUCGUGUUGGCUCUCCGUUUAAGGAUUUGCAGGACCAGUGUCACUGACAUUUACUGUAACAACCCCACAUUUACAAAAUUAGCCUGUGAAUCCACUCAUGUCAAUAACUUCUAUGGUUUGUUUACUAUUGCCUUUUUCCAGGGGGUAUCGUUAAGUGUAGUUGUUUUCACAUACUUACAAAUCCUGGUGACCUGUGUUUUCAAGAAACAGUCGGAUGCCAGAAGCAAAGCAAUUCAGACAUGCGGGGCUCAUUUAUUUGUGUUUUUAUUCUUGGAAUUGAAUGCAUUUAUUGCUUUAAUCGCACAUCGCGUUGCAAAUGCCUCCAUCUUCCUACGUAGGGCAUUGGGGGUUUCUGUGAUGAUAUUCCCUCCUUUGAUGAAUCCACUAGUGUAUGGCUUUAAUACUAAGGAAAUCAGAAAACACAUAUUGUUGCUCCUGAAAAGGAAAAUAUCGCCCAUUUAA